UUUUAAUAAGUUUGCAUUGAAACUGUGCAUUUAGACAGCGCUGAGAUUUCUUUUAUUACUUCCAAUUCUCGCUUUAUAGCAACAAUACUGCAAAGCUUGUUUUACAUGGUUGGAGAUAAAGCUGAGAACUAUUCCAUACUCAGCGCGGAUAGUUUUGUUUGUGUUUCGGUUUGUUUGGGCAAAUCUAGAUUCAGCUUCUAAUCAACAGUGUUGCGAGCCAUCUUGUUUAUACGUUUAUAACUUUGUUUUUGUUAUUGAAGUCCUCCCCAAUGUUAAUGUAAAAAAGAUUGAUUCAUCACAAACUACUGUAAUAUAAUCAUCAUUAACAUCCAGUCGUUUUUAAAAUGGAUGAAAAUAGUCUUGUGGUAGCUGUUCGACUGUGCGAUACUGAUGAGAAAGAGCAACCAGAUCCGUUGUGUUUACUAACCAAGGAUUUGUCAACAUGGCGAAACUUCGAGGCAUUAUUGCGGGACAUGUACAAAUCACCACCUAAAGCUAUCAAAGUCUGUUAUCUGGAUGAUGAGAAUGAUUGGAUUCAGCUUGAUAGUGAUGCAGAGCUAGCUGAAGCUGUUAAGGUGACCAAAAAUUCUGGUGAGAUUUUGCAACUGAAAGUUUACAGAUACGGCGGUGGUGUAGAGAAGAGCGAACCUGCAAGCCAACAGCCAACAUACAUUCCUACCACCGACCCUGGAGGUGAUGUCUUUGACCAGCUGUCAUACCCAUACCACACUGCAUUCAGCCAACCAACAGUCUCCAGUCCGAUUGAUGCCCCGCCCCCUGUACCCCCAAGACAGCCAAUAGCACCAAGGCUCCACCCUGAGAUUUUGAUCUACCCUUACCCCAAUGGCGCGAAUACCGUCAUGUACAACCCUGGUACCUUGUACACACAGUUUUCUACCUCAGGCACCGCCAGUGCCCCUGGCCCAAGCAUUCCACUGUCUACAAAUGCAGUGCCUGCCCCUUUCUGCUACGGUAGUAUCAAUUCCAUUGACAUGUCACAGACCAUUCCUUGGGACCUGCCUGCUAGAGAAGAAAAAACUACCAACCCAUUCGAUGAAUUUAAAGACAAAAACACACCAUUGGCGUACAAAAGUCAGAGGGAAGAUACUUUGAUGACUGAUAGUUCAAAAGUUGAACCUUUGUGCACAGAAUCUCGUUCUCUUGGACAAAAUUUUAUCCCCAACCAGGAUCCUUUUGAGAUUAACUCCCCUGAAACACAACAGAUUCACUCUUCUGUUGCAUGCGACAUAAGGCCACCACUAACCCCAACUACUGCAAGCAAAUCUUUGGCCCAGGAAACAGUAGCCAGCAGUAAAGAAUCUGAAGUCGCAGGGGGAACAACCCAGCCUGCCAAGCUGUUGGAAUGGGUGAACACUGUCCAUGCUGCUCUCUCCUUCAAUGCAGGGCAGGAUCAUUUCCCCCAAAAUCCACCAGCAGUCGGUGGAAAUCCAUCCUACUCCGCUGCUAUUCCAAAAUGUAAAGUUGUCAAGAAAGGAUCUGAAAAUCAACCACCCAAACCUUUGCCGAGAUAUCUUUUAAUGAUGGAUGGUGCCCAAUCUGGUGCCAAUGCAGUGGCAAUUGAAAUGCCACCUGAGCCAGAUUUUUUCCAUGCAGCAAGCCUAAAUAAAGAUGAAGAAAUUGCUGCAAGCGGAGGAGCAUCUUCGACUUCAGCAUCUGAAGAAACUGGUGAAGUGGUGGCCAGAGGAGGUAGUGAUGCUGCAGCAGUCUGCAGAGAAAUAAAAUCGUCCAGCCAAGCUGCGGAGCCUUGUGGUGUGGCGGUGGUGACAGCAGAGAGUUCAGCUGCUAAGUCGGAGAAAAAAGUGAAAAGAUCAGACGGAAAAGUUAAAACAGUGAGGAAAGAAAAAUCAGAGAAAAAAGAUAUGAAACCUAAAGCAGCAGUAGAAAAACCAGAACGGAAACUCAGCAAAAGCAAAACAGAUGAGCACUCUUCUGUUAAAGAAAAUAAGAAGAGACCAAGUUUGGAGAAAGUCCCAGAGUUGAAAGCCGAAGAGAAGAAAGUGAUUAAAGCUGAUGUUGAAUCAGGAGAGAAAGUGAAUGUCAAGGAGGAGAUGACUCUGCUUCAUGGGGACUUUGUGAAGUUUAUGAGGAAGUGGAAGAAAGACAUGCACUCCACUAUAGUCAAAGAUGUGGUGAAGCAGACAGACAGCUUGCUCCGUAAGACACUGUCAAAGUCUCAGGCACAGAGAGACCUGGACGUCCUUGAACUUAAGACUAGACUCACAAAAUUGAUAGGUCAGCAUGUGGGUAUCCGAUGUAUGGUCUGUAACAGGGAUAUUGUUGGCAUACGCUACAUGUGUGGUAAUUGUGAUGACUAUGACCUGUGUGAAACGUGUGAGGACACAGCCAACACGCACGACCCAACACACGUUUUCCUGAAGUUGAGGUACCCCUCUGCUGGUGCUGGAUUUGUUGGGGAUCAAAAGUUCCCACUGCUCAGGGAAAAUGUUUACCUGCAGGAUAAAGUCAUAAUGGAGGCUACAAGAGGGAAAGAUUUUGAAAAGGUAGAGGAGAGCCAGAACACAGACAGUAGAAUAAAAAUCUCAGAGAAAGUUGUGCUGGAACAAACAGAAAUACAAGAGCUCAGCACAAGACAAAUUGAGCCCAAUACUCACCAAGGAUUUAUGGUCCAGACACCAUCUUGUAACUACUUUGACCUGGAGAUGAACCAUGGCAUACACCCGGAUGAAGACAGACUAGCCCACUACAUGAGAAACUCAGAGGAGACAACCCCAGACCAUGGCAUACACCCUGAUGAAGUCAGACUAGCUCACUACAUGAGAAACACAGAGGAAACAACUGGAGACCUGGAUAGAGUAGAGCAUCACAUAGAGAGAAAAGUGGACACCAUUCCCAUGGUGCAUUUGUUUGCAGCCACACCAGUUGCAGCUGGCAAUACUGAAGAUGUGAGUGCUGACCCAACAAGCCCAGUCUCCACAGACUCCAGCAGUAGCAUCAUCUCCUUGUCCCACCCUCACCAGUCAGCUGGUCUUCUAGCUGCAGCCAUGCCACUCAGGAGGAGAGAUGAGGAGGUCAAUGUUAAUGGGGACAGGGAGCCACAGGCCUUUGACGAGGACCUGGACAGCAUGCCACAACUUGUUCCGUUUCGCCGCCCCCAGUCCCCCAACCAGCCCAUUUUCUUUGAGAUGGACGAGGAGGACAGCUCCUUCCAAGAAUGGGACUCAGACAGCAGUGAGGACUUCUGUAUCAUAGACCCCGCCCCAGUAUGUAGGGAUGACUAUGAGGCCAUUACUGAUGAUGAUGGAGAGGAACAAGUUGAAGGUCCAUUUCAAGUUGAAGGUACUUGCCAAGUUGAAGGUCCUUGCCAAAUUGAAGGGCUAAACCUAGUUAAAGAACCGUGCCAAAUAGCAGGCCCAUGCCAAGCUAAACAACCUUACCACAUUAUAGAGAGACCCUGGAGAGUUGAGGGACCUUGCCAAGUUAUAGGACCCUGUCAAGCUCUUGAGAACCCCUGUCAGGAUCAGCCACAAGAACUUGUACAAAACAACUCUAGCACUGUCGACAUUGAUGCUGCAACACCAGUUACUGAUGCCCCAGCUCCAGUCAGUGAUGCCCCAGCUCCAGUCAGCGAUGCCCCAGCUCCAGUCAGUGAUGCCCCAGCUCCAGUCAGCGAUGCCCCAGCUCCAGUCAGUGAUGCCCCAGCUCCAGUCAGUGAUGCCCCUGCUCCAGUCAGUGAUGCCCCUGCAGCUGUCAGUGCUGCCCCACCUGCCAGUUUUGACCAGGUUGAGGAUGUUAAGACAGGCGAGGCUGUCACCCCUGUAGCGGACAGCCCUGUGGAUGUUCAUGUGCAGCAGGAGGAGAGAGAGGAGCCGGUGGAGGUGGAGGUGAAACAGGUGUAUAAAGCCACCAUACAGGAGGACGAGUUGGUGCACAAGAUGAACGACGAGGAGAAGUCCAGGUUUGAGCAACUCCUCCGAGCAGAAAUGGAUAAAGAGUUUGAAGAAGAAUUAAAGAAAAGGGCCAAAGAUCUGGAGAGAGCAUUGCAAGCUCAGAAAGAAGAAGAGUUCCGGUACAUCCUGGAAGCUAAAGAAAGGGCGGCCGCCAUAGAGAACGAGAGGCUGGAACUGGCAGCCAAGCGUAAAGAGCUGGAUGACCAGCAUGCACUUCUGGUCAGACAGGCGUCGUCUGUCAGCAGCUCCUUACUGGGGGAGAACUCACUCACAUCCUCUGACAGCUACACUGUGGGCAAACGUGACGCUAAUUGCCAGACAAACCCAGAACCAGUCCAUGGUGCCAGCCAUAUCAUCCAGAACGUGGCUUCAGGUGUCUCUAAAGCAGCAGCCACAGCUUAUUACACAGCUAAAGAUGUUUUCUACACACUGCAGGCCAAACAGAAUGAAUGGAAAGGCCAGACUUCUACUUUCAAACCACCUCACUCCAACUGGACACCCCCUGAGAGUACCUGGACACACAAACCUAGCACAUGGAAACCACCAAAGGAUGACUACAUUCCCCCCACCUCCACAUGGGUGCCACCAUCAAACAGCAUUCCCCUGCCCUGGAGUUGCACAGAGUCAGGGGAGAGAACCGAGGAGCCGCAGGGAAACACUGAUAAAAAAGACAUCAAACAAAGUGAAGAUGUAACCCCUGGGGGUCAGGCGACCAGCAAAAGGACGCCGGUCACCCCUCAGGAACUCAUGGAGUUGACAGACUCUAGCCUCAGGCGUGAGAUGCAGGGAAUGCAGCGUCUGAUUGAGAUGGGCUUCGCCAACAGGGAAAGAAAUCGCCAGCUGCUCAACAAAUUUGAUGGGGAUUUGGAGAAGGUUGUCCAGUGUCUGCUGCAAGAGGAAGGGGAGGGAGAUAGUGACCACUGGGCAAUCCACAGGCACUAGACUGGAGAUACACGGUUGGAAGGAGGGGAACAUUGCGAAUUAAAGAAAUAAAGCACUGAUUGAAGCGCCACCUAGCUUUUGGUAGUUCAUUUCCAAGCUUGCUUUAUUCAGACAUUAUUGUAUUUUGUAUUGGUUAUUACAUGCAUUGAAAUGAUACUUUCAUGACUUGAUUACAAUUACAAACAACUUUUUGAAAGUCAAAACAAGAAAAACAUUUUUUUUUGUUGCUCCUAUUUUGAAUGAGAAAUUUGUGGUGUGUACUUUACUACCAACCAAAAAUAGUCAUUAAACAAGACACUGUUGUAUAGUCAAACAGAAGAAAAGACAAUUUGAAGUGUUUUUAAAUACCAAUCUUUAACUCAGCAGUGAACUGAUUCAAUUUUAUGUAUUUAUAUUAUUAUUUCUUUACUGAUUUUCAUGCUAUAGUAUCCAAAACCUUAUAAAAUUUACAUGCUUAAUAUUACUUUUACAGAUAUUACUUUGGAAAAAAAUUGUUUGUAUUCUGGAGUGUAGUGUAUAGUUUGUGCAUUAGUCACUAGCAAGAGCCUCUUCUGUUUUUUUUAUUUAUUGUGUCAUUGACUUGCCUAAAACAAUUUUAUUUUUAAUUUAGUAAAAUGUUUCUAUUGUUAUGAACAAAUGGGCACUUUUUCUUGUGGCAAUAUCCAUCCUCUUAGCACUAAAUUCACUAGAAAUCUUUUUUUUAAAGUUAUUUUCAUUGUUUUUGAAUUGUUACUCUAUUUCAUCCUAGAGUAGUGAUACUAAAGCAACAGUUUAAAUCUGGAAAAUGUAAUCUAAGAUAAUUGUUGCACCAAGCAUUUUUGUCUAAAGAAGCUUCUUGUUAUUUAUCAAUAUAUAUUUUUGCUACUAAUUAAAAAGUGCAGUUGUAUUGUUUUUUUUUCUAUAUAUAUUUAAUGUUAGUCUUAAAGUAUCUGUUAUAGUGAUAAGUAUUGUGUAGACAAGAGAACCAUGCUGUGUAUGUAUCUGUGUAACACACCAAAUUUGUAACUUUGUGUCACUCAAAAGGUUCCUUCCUUGCUAGCACUGGAGCUCUUCAGAAACAAAAAGUAAUUUGACUGUGAUUCAAGUUGUGAUGUAAACCUAGCAACAUUCUGUCUGACUCAAGUGUCUCUCAGCUACUAUUGGAACUCAUCAUAAAAAGAAAUAAUUUUAUUGUAGUUCAAGUUGUAAAAUACCAGCUUAUAGGUAACAUCAGCUGCAGAAUUACGCAUUAUUUAGAUAAAUACAGCUGUAAAUAGCUCAUUGUCUUUCAAGUCAAUAAUUUUUUUCAAUUUAUUUUAUAUUUGGUUGUUUAUAAAAUAUGAGAAAAAAAGUAUUUUCUCAUUAAUUUGAAAUAAAACUUGAAAAAUUGAAUGCAGUGAUAAAACAUUUUAUUAUCAGCUUAUAAAUUUACAAGUUUUAAUAAUUAACACUUUUUGCACAAAUAUUUUUUUGAAAAAGUUUGUGUUUUUUUUCAGUGUAAACAUUUUGUUUUUAUUGUUUACAUUUAAACUUAAACCCACUUUUGUUUUCUCGAGAUUUUUGUUCUUCAAGUCGCUUCACUAUUUAUGUGGUAACGGGUUGCAGUUUUUGUGUCCCUUUUUGUGCUUGUUGCAGAAACAGAUUUUCAUGUUGGUGUUAUUGGGAAGUCAUAGUGGUCAAAUAAAUCAGGCAACAAAAACAGAACAGUUCAAUUUGAGUUUAGUUUCAAAAUUAAGAUCAUUAGAUUGUUUAUGAUAGAUUUAUUGAAGUUAGGUUAAAACAAAUGUGCACCUGUUUUCAAGCUGCUCUGACCCAUACAAUUAUGUUGUCAGGGUGGAAAAUUUCUUUAUUACACCUAGAUCCUGAUCUUUUAUCUCCCCUACAAUAAUGCAUAUUGCUUUGAUUUAUUGUGUUGGCAAAGCCAUGAUAAUGUACAUUUCUGGUUCUCGUAUGGUCAAAUAAAAUUUCAGUUUAA
Physella acuta is the source of this 6825-nucleotide messenger RNA. RefSeq lists its product as uncharacterized. Gene Ontology annotation, molecular function: protein binding; zinc ion binding. The record is from RefSeq and is a predicted model, not a curated record. Lineage: Eukaryota; Metazoa; Mollusca; Gastropoda; Physidae.